This is a messenger RNA of Hyalella azteca, 619 nucleotides long. RefSeq lists its product as uncharacterized. The transcript is spliced from 3 exons. NCBI's taxonomy places the organism in Eukaryota, Metazoa, Arthropoda, Malacostraca, Amphipoda, Hyalellidae. The record is from RefSeq and is a predicted model, not a curated record. The annotation marks the transcript as partial.
GAGCCGUAUGCGUCAGAAUGGUCUUCAUCAUCACUCCACUCGUUCUACUCGAACGAGCAUCUCCACGCAGACGACGUUGACCCUAUGCCUGACCUGGAGAAGGGCUGGGGUAUGCCCUCUCCUCCGUGUUGCGGGUCCGUGGUGCCGUAUGCUCACACCAGACAGGCGCCCCCCUUCACCAGGGUCAUCACGGGACCCACCGUCGACGUCUGGCAGCCCAAGCAGAAGGACAUGGACGUGGUGGCUCCUGGAAGGAUCGCGGACUUGACGGCGUGGGUGAACUCGUCGACAGGUAACGUGGUGUUGGAGUGGACUGCUGUGGGCAGUGACAGAGACUGGGGCCGCGCGCACCAUUACGUCGCAGCCGUCACCUCUUCCAAAGCGCAGGCCGCGAACGCCUGUACAGGCAAACAGCUCAAGGGUCUGCCGCAUCCAGCACCUGCAGGCGAACGUGAAGAAGCUGCCGUGGAUCUCCGUGUAAAUGAUAAGAAGACGCUGUUCGUGUGCAUGCGCGCCGUGGACGCCUCAGGCAACAGCGGCGCCCCCAGCAACGCCGCCCCCGUCUGGCUGCCGCGGCCUCCCGCCACUGACAGAGUCACCCUCAGGGACCAGCGACUGG